UGCUUUGGUAGGCUGGUUGCUUUGGUUGGUAUAAAGACCGCAAUUUGGCCGAGGGAAGGCACACUCGGUCACAACACUCGUCUCAGUAAACAUCUAAAUUCUCUUACCCUGUAUUUUAAGUAUAAUGAAUACCUUUGCCGUGUUUUUGGCCUUUGCACUGGCUGCGGUUGCCGUGGCUGAACCACCAUCCGGUUACAACUACAACCGGCCCUCCUCGGGUGGAUACUCGCAGGGAGGCGGUGGCGGCGGCGGUUACUCAAGCGGCGGCUACUCGAGCGGUGGAUCUUCCGGCUAUGCUGGCAGCUUCAGCAGCGCCGGAAGCUUCUCCAGUGGUGGCGGUAGCCUGCAGAAUGUUCCAGUCGGUGGCCAAACGUCCGAAGGUCUGAACGUCGACCAGCAGCUGCUGAACGAAAUCCGUCAGAUCCUGCUCCGCGAGGAAAGCCAGAGCUCGUCGUCUGGUGGAUUCGGAGGCAGCGCCCCAAGCGGAUCGUACGGACCACCAAGCGGUUCUUAUGGACCACCAAGCGGAUCGUAUGGACCCCCACAUGGUGGAUCCUCUGGCCGAGUCGUUGGAAUUGAUCUGGAAGGAGUGAGACAAGCCAUCCAGGUUGCCCAAUACCUGCAGACGGCUACCUCCUCGGUUUCGUCCGGUUCCUACCCAUCAGGCCCAUCGGGCUCCUAUGGUGCUCCAUCUGCCCCAUCCGGCUCGUAUGGUGCUCCAUCUCGCCCAUCGAGCACCUAUGGUGCUCCCUUCUAAGGACUGAAACCAAAUAAUCCAAAAAAGCCCUUCAAGCCCCUCACAGGGCUGCUGAAGUACCAAAUCUUCAGCCCGUCUGCAAAGAGCCCAUAAUUGGAUAUCCGAACCGGCCAACGUACCAAGGAUCAUGCGAAUAAAUCCAACGAACGUAGCGAACAAAAUUGUCAGAAACAAGACUUAGAACACGCCACCACCAUUACAAAGAACAAAAACACGCACAUUCAACAUACUAUCACCUAUACUUUCAAACGGGUCUGAGCGAGCGGAGCCUUCUAGCGAGUGUCCUUCCCCCCUAUGGAUCUCUCCUAUCCCCCGAGAUCACACUCCAGAGCAAACAACACCUCCAGCUCGGGAGAUGGACAACCGCUUGGAUAGCUCCGACAAAAGCAACAACCGAUGCUGUAGCCGUUUGUCCUCAGUGGUCAACGAGAAACAACAACCCCCGAGUCGGUCAGUAACAGUAACGAACCCCACCGGAACCAACAUCCCUUCCGGUUCUCAGCAACACGGAACACAUAUUGGCUAUAGCACCGUUUGUUACACGACGAGAGAGACAACACGAGAACAACUUUUGUUAUUCAUUUGUUUUUGUACAUACUUGAAAAAAUGUUUUUAUCUCUCUUUUAUCUAGUUACUUGUUAUAGUUGUUUUUGUACCGAGGAAGUGAAAUCGUAACCGAGAAAACAAAAAAAAUCAAAAAAAUAAUAAAAAAAAAUCGAAAAAUUUGUCACCGUUAAAA
This is a messenger RNA of Aedes aegypti (yellow fever mosquito), 1496 nucleotides long. Its product is annotated as keratin, type II cytoskeletal 1. Lineage: Eukaryota; Metazoa; Arthropoda; Insecta; Diptera; Culicidae. The transcript is spliced from 2 exons. The record is from RefSeq and is a predicted model, not a curated record. Bases 125 to 757 code for a protein of 210 amino acids.